AUGUUGUCUAUAAAAGCUUAGGUUGCUGUUGCGACCGGCAUCAGUUUGCCAUCAAACUUAGAACAAAGUAAAGCUUACUCCAACAUACAAUCACAAAAUAAAAAAUCAUUAUUAUGAACUUCAACAAAUUGUUUGUUUUUGUUGCCUUGGUUUUGGCUGUCUUUGUUGGCCACAGCGAAGCGGGUUGGUUGAAAAAGAUUGGCAAGAAAAUUGAACGCAUUGGACAACAUACCCGUGAUGCAACCAUUCAAGCUAUUGGAGUUGCUCAGCAAGCAGCAAAUGUGGCUGCAACAUUGAAAGAACGUGUCGGACAACAUACCCGUGAUGCCACUAUUCAAGCCAUUGGCGUUGCCCAGCAAGCGGCAAAUACACAACUCACAAUCACAAAAUUAAAAACCAUCAUCAUGAACUUCAACAAGAUGCUUGUCUUUGUUGCCUUGGUAUUGGCUGUCUUUGUUGGCCAUAGUGAAGCGGGAUGGCUGAAAAAGAUUGGCAAGAAAAUUGAACGUGUCGGACAACAUACCCGCGAUGCCACUAUUCAAGCCAUUGGCGUUGCCCAGCAAGCGGCAAAUGUGGCUGCAACUUUGAAAGGAAAAUAAGGAAAAUAUAACAGUGUUAAAAUAGAGAACUGAUUUUAUUUUUAUUUAUUAUUUUUAAGUUAUUUAUUGAAAUAAAAAA
Messenger RNA from Musca domestica (house fly), 678 nucleotides. RefSeq lists its product as uncharacterized. The coding region runs from base 114 to 599 and encodes 161 amino acids. The record is from RefSeq and is a predicted model, not a curated record. The transcript has 5 exons. Lineage: Eukaryota; Metazoa; Arthropoda; Insecta; Diptera; Muscidae. Gene Ontology annotation, cellular component: extracellular region. Gene Ontology annotation, biological process: defense response to Gram-positive bacterium; defense response to Gram-negative bacterium; antibacterial humoral response.